AUGUCGACGGCCGCCGACAUCCAGGAGAAGAUUGCCGCGGCACGAAGGGAGGCCGAGACCCUCAAGGAGAAGAUCCGCGCCAAGCGGGAACAGCUCGCCGACACUAGCCUGCGCGCCAUGGCGGCCGAGAUCGACCCGUUGCCGCGGAUAGCGAUGCGCCCGCGGCGAACGCUCAAGGGCCACCUCGCCAAGAUCUACGCCAUGCACUGGGCCCAGGACAAGCGGCACCUCGUCAGCGCGUCGCAGGACGGCAAGCUCAUCGUGUGGGACGCCUACACGACCAACAAGGUGCACGCCAUCCCGCUGCGCUCGUCGUGGGUCAUGACGUGCGCCUACGCGCCCUCGGGCAACUUUGUCGCGUGCGGCGGGCUCGACAACAUCUGCUCGAUCUACAACCUGCGCGCCAAGGAGGGCUCGGGCGUCAAGGUCGCGCGCGAGCUCAGCGCCCACACGGGCUACCUCUCGUGCUGCCGCUUCCUCAACGACCGCCAGAUCCUCACCUCGUCCGGCGACAUGAGCUGCAUGCUGUGGGACGUCGACGCCGGCGUGCGCGUCAUCGAGUUCAACGACCACACUGGCGACGUCAUGAGCCUGUCGUUGGGCCCGAACCAGAACGUGUUUGUCUCGGGCGCGUGCGACACGACGGCCAAGGUGUGGGACAUCCGCACGGGCAAGGCGGUCCAGACGUUCACCGGCCACGAGUCCGAUAUCAACGCCGUCUCCUUCUUCCCGAACGGCGACGCGUUCGCGACGGGCUCGGACGACGCCUCGUGCCGCCUGUUCGACCUGCGCGCCGACCGCGAGCUCAACCAGUACACGCACGACAACGUCCUGUGCGGCAUCACGUCGGUCGGCUUCUCGGCCUCGGGCCGGCUCCUCUUUGCCGGAUACGACGACUUUAACUGCAACGUGUGGGACACGCUCAAGGGCGAGCGCGUCGGCGUCCUCGCCGGGCACGAGAACCGCGUCAGCUGCCUCGGCGUGUCGGCCGACGGCAUGGCGCUGUGCACGGGCUCGUGGGACAGCAUGCUCAAGAUCUGGUCCUAGAAGCUGCCGUCCUCGGCCGCCGUCGUCUCGUUUUCCCCGCGCCUAUACCCUCGAGCCGUGCCUCGUCCGGAACCUCGCAGUGCCGUCCCUCUGCACUUGUCCUCGUGCCUCCUAUGGCCGUCGUUGCCAUCGCCUCCCUACCCCUCCUUCGUCGUCUCCAGUCUGUCCUCGAGUAGUUCCCUCCUCUUCCCUUUCAUCCUCUCUCUCCCUCUACUCCUUGCGUCCUCAUCUCUCGCUCUCUCUUGGCCUCAGCCGCUUGCGAUACCCCCCACUCCCUCGCUCUUCACCUCUGCGACGAGCCGUCCGGGCGUCGUCUCUCGUCCUCGUAAUCCAUUUUCGCCUCUGCCUC
Molecule: messenger RNA, 1396 nt
Organism: Rhodotorula graminis WP1
Lineage: Eukaryota; Fungi; Basidiomycota; Microbotryomycetes; Sporidiobolales; Sporidiobolaceae
Product: G-protein beta subunit
Exons: 5
Coding region: 1-1047 (348 amino acids)
Biological process (GO): G protein-coupled receptor signaling pathway
Cellular component (GO): heterotrimeric G-protein complex; cytoplasm
Molecular function (GO): protein binding; signaling receptor complex adaptor activity
Source: RefSeq, a predicted model, not a curated record